CCUCCACUACAUCCGUGAUAGAAAAAGCGUCAUCACUUGAUUGCCUUGAAGAAACUUUUUCUGAACUUUCAACUUCUUUCACAACUUUUCAUCAAAAUUUUCAAUGUAUUAAACAAGUUCACGAGUCUUUAAAUGAAUUUAAUAAAGCUUUUUCUGGGUUUUUAUAUGGAAUUAAAAUGAAUUCUCAUUGUAUAGAAUUUUCUGAGGCUCCAACGAAAGAAACAUUUGCUAGUUUUAUUCAAAGGCGUGAUGCUGAAUUGUUAAAAGAAAAUAGAUCUACACCAAUUGCAACACCUAUUCGUAAAAUCAAAACUCCAACUCCGAUUAGUAAAAUCAAAACUCCAGCGCCACUACCUCCAAAGAAGAAAAAAAUAAAUAAGGCUUUAGUUAUUAAAAAAUUGAUUAAGAAAAUUGCCGAUAGUUUAUCAUCAAAAUAUCGUGAUCAACACCAAAAUCGUAAAAAUGUGGAAUUGAUUCUUAGACUUUUAUGUGACAAUCCGGCGGAAGGAAAAUACAUACAAGAUAUUGUUAAAUGUACUGAACUGCCACGUGGUCGAUGUAUUGAAUACCUUAAUGUACUCGUCAAUACUGAAUACGUAGUAAAAUUAAGUCAUAAAG
Dentiscutata heterogama is the source of this 618-nucleotide messenger RNA. Lineage: Eukaryota; Fungi; Glomeromycota; Glomeromycetes; Diversisporales; Gigasporaceae. The record is from the annotation of a GenBank genome assembly.